AUGAAGGACAAAACACACUUGUUCAAAUGGACUGAUAAGUCGGUUGUUGAAGAAAUUGAUGAUUUCCAGGAUGUAUUUGACGUUCUGCUCGCUUACAAUUGCAUGUUUCAGAGUUCACUUACAACUUGUGAAUCAUUGCUGAAACGCCAUGUGAGUAAAAUUGAAGAGCUUGAAGAUGCAAUUGCAAGUUGUCAAGAGAAGAACAUGGACUUCAUUAGGCAAUUAAGUGUCAUAAAAUCUAUGUUUGUGUGCUGUUUCGUGAUGGUUUUUAUGUACCUCAUCUAUGCAUGA
Messenger RNA from Eruca vesicaria subsp. sativa (arugula), 291 nucleotides. The record is from the annotation of a GenBank genome assembly. Lineage: Eukaryota; Viridiplantae; Streptophyta; Magnoliopsida; Brassicales; Brassicaceae.